This is a messenger RNA of Temnothorax curvispinosus, 1665 nucleotides long. Its product is annotated as zinc finger and SCAN domain-containing protein 12-like. Lineage: Eukaryota; Metazoa; Arthropoda; Insecta; Hymenoptera; Formicidae. The transcript has 2 exons. The record is from RefSeq and is a predicted model, not a curated record. Bases 221 to 616 code for a protein of 131 amino acids.
AUGAGAAAAAGCCGUUGAAGAUUCUUACUCCGCUUACCUGCGAGGAAUGCGGCAAGAGCUUCUCGAGGAUCGAUAGUCUCAAAAGACACAAAAAGCUAUACUGUAAAACGAGAUUCAUGCGCCGCCCAUUUCCGGUACAAACUCCGGCAGAAAGUCCGGCACAAGAUUGAAGAAAUCAUUGUCUCUGCGCAAUUACAUAAAGAACGAGAAUGAGCAGUGUAUGGUGAAGAGCACUGACGAGGAACCGGAAGUCUGCGAGGUGCCCUUUCAUGGCCAGCUUAACUAUCUGCUCUGUGACUCGCCGAUCCUGAAUAGCGUGGAGGCAAACGUGGUGCAGAAAAACGCCAAGUCCUGCCAGCAAUUUCGUUGCGACGGCUGUGGCAGAGCGUACACGAGGGUUGACAGCCUGAAACGUCAUCAACAGAAGUGCGACGAGUAUCUGGCGUCGUUCCAGGAUCGGCAGGAGGCACUGGAGAGGCUUCAGCAACAGGAAUACUAUUGUAACCAAUGCGGCAAAUCGUACAGAAGGCAAGAUACUUUGCGCCGGCAUCAGCGACAAGUGUGCGGUGACAAAGAGAGCAACAAUUCUUCAAAAGUAGAUAAGAUGAGCUUAUAAAGAACAAAUCUGAUCGCGAUAUCGGUCAGUUUUAGAGAAUAGAAAGUUAGAGUGUCAGUUACGAUGAGAUAAAAUGAUAUGACUCUGUGAACGGAUUCUGAACUAAUUCUUGCUAAAACUGUCGAUAAAAGUGUCAGCUAAUUUAUUAUAGUUUAAAUGCGCUUUCAAAAGAGUUACACUAAUGUAGCGUAUUAAAUGACUGAUUUCCUCGUAAUCGAAUUGUAGCGGAUUAUUAAUUGCGCGAUAUUGACUCGCUUCAUUAAGAAUGUGAAACAAUUCGAGAUGGAGAGAAAAAGAGAGCGAGCGAAUGAGUGUGUAUGUGUGUGUGUGAGAGAGAGAGAGAGAGAGAGAGAGAGAGAAAGAAAGAGCGAGCUCUAUGUGUUUUAUUGUAUACAGUCGAUGAGAGAUUUAGCUUCAUAUUCUAUAUAAAUUUUAUUAGAUAUGUAAUGACAUUUACGAGAUAAGCACAAGAUCCAAAAAAAUAAUGCAUGUAAAUAAAUCUCUGUAUUGUUCUCAUGCGCGAUAAAAAAAAGUCUAAAUAUUUAUAUAGAUUUCGUCCAGCUUUUCGGCAAUCACUGCCAAUGCAAAUUAAUAAGAAUUAUUAGAAUUUUUUUUACCUCACAUAAAUUAUAUAUAUCUCAUAUUAAAUAUCACCAGCAAAUUUUUCCUUUUAAGCAGCGAUUAUAAGUCUCUUGUCAGACAAUAUAAGAUCAAAAUAAUGUAAGUUAUACGGAUAUACUUUAUUUUAUGUAUUGUAUUCUACUUCUACGCAUAAUUAAGUUUUUUUUACAAAGACAUUAUAAAUAUAAGGAUAAAAAUCAUGGAUAUGUACACAUGAAAAGAACGAUUGUCAAAUUUAAUUUCUUUGGAAUAAUCGCGACAAUAAUAUCUGUGUAACAAAUAAAUGAUUAUUUAAAUGUCGAAAACAGUGAUGCCGCUUUUCCUGUGUGCUUCGAUCUCAAGCGUGAAAUAACGAUUAUAGAAAUUCGAUUACAAAUUGAAACGCUAUCGAUUAAAUUGAAUAAAUUGAAAGUACCAUUGACACACAA